AUGAUCAGUGAAGCCCAAUAUAAUGAACAAUUACCUAGACUAUUGAGUCGCAUGGCGAAACUGUCAGCUAUCAAAUCAAUCCAACAAUCAACAACAUCCUUUUCAAGCAAAGAUCUAAUCAAGGGAACUUCAUCACCAUCAAACGUUAAUACACCAGGUCAUAUCCAAUUCAUGAUCCGUUACAACAACAAUUAUGCAUUGCCAAUCCUCUACUUCAAAUACUUUAAGCCACAAUACAUUAUCCAAGAUGAUAUGGAGAUUGAAACAUCAACAUCAAUCAACAAACUUGAAGAAAUCCAGUCUUUUUUACAAAUACCUUCGGAAUUUCCAAUAAGUUUAGGACAAUGUGAAGAUGAGACUUGGUGGUUUAUACAUCCUUGUAAUACUAGUGAUUUCCUACAAAAUAGUGAAGAACAAGAUUAUUUGAACAAUUGGUUUAGUGUUUAUGGUGGGAUACUGUUUAAUGUUAAAGUUGAUGAGUUUUAUUGA
Messenger RNA from Hansenula anomala, 489 nucleotides. RefSeq names its product E2-like conjugating enzyme (gene ATG10). The transcript has a single exon. The coding region runs from base 1 to 489 and encodes 162 amino acids. Lineage: Eukaryota; Fungi; Ascomycota; Saccharomycetes; Phaffomycetales; Wickerhamomycetaceae. The record is from RefSeq and is a predicted model, not a curated record. Gene Ontology annotation, molecular function: ubiquitin-like protein transferase activity.